CAGGAUGCGCGCAGCCAGGCGCGCGGGGCUCUGAGACAGCCCUCGGACCCGCGGGCGCCCCUUCUUCAGGGCUUCUCUGCUGGCAGCGACACGGAUGUGACCCCCCUCCUUGUGGAAUGAUGGGGAUCUUUUUGGUGUCUGUUGGAUUUGUUUUCUUUUCCGUUUUCUAUGUACAGCAAGGGCUUUCUUCUCAAGCAAAAUUUACGGAGUUUCCGCGGAAUGUGACGGCGACCGAGGGACAGAAUGUGGAGAUGUCCUGCGCUUUCCAGAGCGGUUCCGCCUCGGUGUACCUGGAGAUCCAGUGGUGGUUCCUACGGGGACCCGAGGACCUGGAGCCCGGAGCCGAGGCAGCUGGCGCGCAGGUGGAGUUCUUACCCGACAGAGACCCGGACAACGACGGGACCAAGAUCAGUACAGUGAAAGUCCAAGGCAAUGACAUCUCCCACAAGCUUCAGAUUUCCAAAGUGAGGAAAAAGGAUGAAGGUUUAUAUGAGUGCAGGGUGACUGAUGCCAAUUAUGGGGAGUUGCAAGAACACAAGGCCCAGGCCUAUCUGAAAGUCAAUGCCAACAGCCAUGCUCGGAGGAUGCAGGCUUUCGAAGCCUCACCCAUGUGGCUGCAAGAUAUGAAGCCUCGCAAGAACAUCUCAGCAGCUGUCCCCAGCAGCAUCCACAGCUCUGCCAACCAACGAACGCACUCCACCUCCAGCCCGCAAGUGGUAGCCAAAAUCCCCAAACAAAGUCCACAAUCAGCAAAGAGCAAAUCGCCUGUAAAAUCUACGGAGCGGACAGCAAAGUUGACCCUAAACUCCAAGCACCAUUCUGCACCCCCUGUACUCUAG
This is a messenger RNA of Castor canadensis (American beaver), 839 nucleotides long. It is a transcript of the gene Vstm2a, whose product is annotated as V-set and transmembrane domain containing 2A. Lineage: Eukaryota; Metazoa; Chordata; Mammalia; Rodentia; Castoridae. The record is from RefSeq and is a predicted model, not a curated record. Gene Ontology annotation, cellular component: membrane.